Molecule: messenger RNA, 950 nt
Organism: Brienomyrus brachyistius
Lineage: Eukaryota; Metazoa; Chordata; Actinopteri; Osteoglossiformes; Mormyridae
Exons: 10
Coding region: 81-887 (268 amino acids)
Source: RefSeq, a predicted model, not a curated record
UAUGCGUAGCUGAUGUUUUUCAAACGACCAUCUUGCUUGUGCUUGUGUCCAUCUUCCUCCUCCUCUGUAGAAGGCAAACCAUGAUCUGUGGCUGGUUCUUCAUCUGGCCGACGUUGGUGCUUCUGACCCAGGCUGAAGCUGAUGAAACGUCGAGUGCUGAGGCGGCUGUUGGGAAUGCAGGAGCAGCGAAUGGCAUUGUCAUUCCCGGUGGGCUUAAUCCUGGUGCUGGGAACGGAAUGCUUUUAAACGGACAGGCGCAGCUCGGACAGGCGCAGCUCGGACAGGCGCAGCUUGGACAGGCCCAGCUCGGACAGCUGAUCCCCAUUGGCCAGCCCGUGUUUAUCCCACAGUCGGGCCUUCCCAUUGGUCAGGCUGGCAUGCCCUUGGUGCCUGGCAUGGGGCUGCAGCAGGCCCUGGCGUUCCCCAUGGCUCAGCCACAGCUGCCUGUCCCUCAAAUGCAGCCAGCCAAUGGGGUGCCCCCCCUGUUCGCUGUUGUCCCCCAGGGAGGGUUGCAGGUUCCCGUGCUGAAUCCUGGGCAGGUGAUACAGAUUCUCCCACUGGGGGCCGGAAACACCAUCAUGCAGCCAAUGAGUGGGGCCCAAGGAGCAGGAAAUGCAGCUCGUAUGGUCAAGCGCUCAGCGCCCGCAGAUUCGGUUCCGACACCCAGCCCUGUGGAACCAGAGACUUUCCCAGUUACUCAUGCAAGGCCGUCCCUGGCUGAGGUCUUGAAGCUUCUGACGGUGUCACCUGAAAGAAAGCCAAGUGUUCCAGAAAUAGACGAGAUCCCAGAGGAGCGAAACAUUCUUCCCUGGCAAGAGAGACCAAGAGUGGAGGAAUCUUCAGGGUCUGGAGAUUAUUUGGAUAAUGAAGUUCUCACCAAUAUCUGAGUUGACCGGCUUGGAACAGUCCACAGUGGAACUCAUCUUCCUAAUCAUACUGUCACUAAACUC